AUGCUGACUCAGGCUCCGAAAAGGGAAUCGGAGGAUGGUAGCCGACCGGGAAUCUUGAGAAUUGAGGCUCGCCCCCCAGGAAAUAGCGUUACUUACACUCCCGCCAAUACUCAAUUAAGGGACUCAAGUGAUGGCCAUGUAGGAAUAGCAAUUACAAUUGACGAUGGCAUGCAUAGCAAGACUAUUUCACACUCAGCCAGCAGCAACAAGCCCCAGUCUCAAUCUUGUACAGCCAAUCCAGGGCCGAUCACCCAGAACAACUUGAAUGAACCAGAUAUAGGCAUCAAAGAUCCUUUUUGGAGCUUGUACGUUAAAUUUGCUUCUUCUGGGGCCUCUGAUAACAACCAUAAAUACGACUAUGAAAGGGAUGACCUUGGAAGGAGCGGAAGAUUUUGGAAGGUUUAUGUCAAAGAGACCAAUGAAUGGGAUGCUGAGACAGUUGAUAGUUGGAAUAAGUCUUUGGAUGUUAUACUAGUGUUUGCUGCUCUUUUUUCUGCAAUAUCUACAGCGUUUCUCAUGGAGAGUUCCAAGAGGCUCCAGGAAGAUCCGGCGGAUGUUUCCGCACAGGCGCUUGCUGUUAUCUCUCAAACUCUGCUUGCUCUUACCAACGGCACUUCAACUUCAACUUCAGCUUCAAUGUCCGCCAAACAAAUCCCAUUUGUCCCUUCCAGCACCAUUGUUCUGAUUAAUAUUCUAUGGUAUAUGUCGCUUAGUGUCAGUGUUGUGGCAUCCUUCUUGGCUAUGCUAGCCAAGGAUUGGUGCCAUGCUUUCAUGACCGGCCGGAAGGGUGAAUUAUAUGUACAGGCGCGACGACGGCAAAAGAAGUGGACGAUGAUUGAGAAAUGGAAAAUGCAAGAACUCAUUCUGGUUUUGCCUUCCCUUAUACAUGUAUCACUUCUCCUGUUUGCGAUUGGCUUGUGUGUCUAUGUCUGGCAACUGAACGAUAUAGUUGCGAUUCCGUCUAGCGCAACAGUCCUUGAGCAUUUCCCAUAUACCACCAUUAUAUCCACGAUCCAACGGUCUAGCAUGCUGAAACCACUUUACUUAGCUAUACGACUUCUCUGUAUAUUGCUCGCUAUAUGCGGCGCUUGCCUAUCAAUGGGCGUUAUAUUCCCUCUAGCGUGUCUUUUCGACCUUUGCCUUCCUUCCAUGUCUGCCUUUCUCUUUGAUAGAAUGGCAUCCUUGAUCGAUUACAAUGCCAAAUGCGCCGACCGCUGGUUUCCAGAUAAGCCUGUGCCUGAAGAGUACGAAUCCCUUGACGACGAUAUUGUUACCAGCUCAGCACUGAGUUGGGUCAUUUCUAACUGCGAAGCGAUUGAUUCGGUGGAUAUUGCGCUGCAAGCACUCGCCAGCGCUUCCAUGUCCCUCCCCUAG
Messenger RNA from Rhizoctonia solani, 1374 nucleotides. RefSeq lists its product as uncharacterized. The record is from RefSeq and is a predicted model, not a curated record. The transcript has 12 exons. Bases 1 to 1374 code for a protein of 457 amino acids. Lineage: Eukaryota; Fungi; Basidiomycota; Agaricomycetes; Cantharellales; Ceratobasidiaceae.